UUGAAAACGAGCAGUUUUGUUUUUAAUAUGCUCAGAUAUGUGCUUCCAAUUUUCAUCAAAAAAAAAUUUCUUAGAAUUUUAUUUCUUUUGAUAAUUUCAAAGGAGUCAUUAUGCUUUUUAACGUCUUUGUCCUUAAAUUUAUGCUAGGAUCAGCCUAGCUGAACGCAGAGCCUGUUUCUAGUUGUCACUUUUGCAUUUAUAUUUUUAUGAUUCGCCAACUGUAAUUUUUACUGAAUUAUCUUUUUCCGAAAAACAAUGAUCGUUAUAGACAGUGGUCCUUCUAAAAGAAGCUUAAUAGUGCUUGCUGUUGGUGUCGGAUGUUUUGCAGUGUUAUGGCCAAAGAUAUUUUAUCCUAUGAUACAAUCUAUUCUUUUCCCAUUUGAUGAAGAUGAAGCUGAUAUUCUGAAUGAUAUACAAAGAUUAGAUUUCCAAAAGAUGCUUCAUCCGCAGAUGCGAGAAGCAAUGGGAGAAGCUAGACCAGUAGAAAAAAUAACAAGAGAUGGUAGUCAGAUUCCUUUCCAUCCAUCUGUUAGUUACACAGUAAAGCCACCAUCAAAAGACGCAGGUGUCGCCAAUCUAGUCAUUCCUAUGUACACCAUAGCUAUUAUUGUCUUCUUCAUAUAUUCUUUAUUUAAAACAGUGCUUAAAAAGCAAGGAGACAUUUGUCACCCACAUGUUGUUAAUGAAAACAGGACUUAUGUUCAUCAAUGUUCUGAGAUAGAAAAUGCCUCAAAUAAAAGGAAAGAUAUGACCCAAGAAAGAAAAGCACAAAGAGCUUUGGAGCAGUAUGGAAAAGAUAAAGUUCUAACAGCAUUGAAGACAAUCAUUCUAGAGAUGGAAGAUUUUAAAGGAACUAUUGAUGAAUCUAAUGUUAAUUUUCAACAUGUAUCAGAUUUGCUGCAUCACUGUGCGAGCAGAAUUUGACAUCAUCAUUUUCAUGCAUACUUAUGUCAUCCAGUUUUAACAAUAUUAAGUAUUAGAUAAAUAAAUACCUUUGUGCUGAACGGUAAAGUAAGACAAAACAACGUUAGAAGAAGCACAAAUUUGCAAAUUACAGCAGACACGUGUU
Uloborus diversus is the source of this 1069-nucleotide messenger RNA. RefSeq names its product resistance to inhibitors of cholinesterase protein 3-like. Lineage: Eukaryota; Metazoa; Arthropoda; Arachnida; Araneae; Uloboridae. The record is from RefSeq and is a predicted model, not a curated record. Gene Ontology annotation, biological process: protein localization to cell surface; synaptic transmission, cholinergic. Gene Ontology annotation, cellular component: neuronal cell body; intracellular membrane-bounded organelle; neuron projection. Bases 256 to 924 code for a protein of 222 amino acids. The transcript has 6 exons.